AUCCACACGCCAGCAAGCCGAACUGCCAGCGGAGCAGCGCGACCGAACCAGGGGGUCGUUGGAAAGUCUCGUCUGCGCGUCGGCGGGUGUAUAAAACAGUGGUGUCGUUCCAAAUACCCUAUCAUUAGCCUUCCGUCAUUUGCUUAAUCAACAUACCACCGCACCGCACCCAGGACACUGAGUGUCGAGCGACUAAGAGAGAGAGAGUGUGUGUGUGAGAGAGCACGAAACAGUGUCUGUGUGAGUGAGUGCGAGAGCGUGUGCGUGCGUGCAGUGCGUUAGUUAUCCUAAUCGCGGGUUGAAUCCUUGCGCUUCUUUCGUUUAGCCAAAAUGAUGCCGACUCGAACCCGUUCGCUGGUGUUGGUGGUUGUGGUGGCGCUGGUUGCGGGCGUCGCCUCCGGUGCCUCGAUCGCGUCCAAUCUGGUCGAGGAGGAGCGACCAAGGAUCGCGUCCAGCGAGGAGCUGCUGUCGUCGAUCGUGAACGAGUGCUUCGACGGUGCCUCGGUCAUGGGCUGCCUGAAGGGCAAGGUGCUGCUCUACCUGGACGGUAUGCUGGGACUGCGCGAGGAGGAGGCACGCGCCUUCGAGGAGCGUAAUGUGGAUGAGGUGAUCUUCGACCGCGUCGGACGUGUGCUGGCCACCCACGAGUUCCGCGUUCAGCUGCCGGAAGAUACCGUCGUCAGCUACCGCGCCGAUAAGGGUCUGGACAUUGACGUGGUGCCGGCGGGUCUCGCUACCGUGUUGCUGCUGCUGAAGCUGAAGAUGAAGGCGCUGAUGCCGAUCUUCCUCGGGCUGAUCGGACUGAAGGCGAUGAAGGCGCUCAUCCUGUCCAAGCUGGCGAUCACGCUGGUGCUCGGCUUCCUGGUUGCCCAGCUGGUGAAGAAGUCCGGCCUGGGCAUGCCCAUGUCGAUGAUGCCCAUGAUGAUGCCCCAGGCUCCGGCUGCUGAGUAUGGUGCACCGGUGCCUGCUACCUCUACGCCGGCCUCCAGCUACGAACCAUCGUCCUGGGACUCCUCCUCCGGCCCGUACUCGCGCCACUGGGAACCGUCGACGUCCGGUUCGUCGCACAACCUCGCCUACAGCUCGUACUAUCCCAGCUCGAGCGGUUCCAGCUCGUACACGGCGUACAACGCUGGAUCCAGCAGCUCCUCGGCCGUUGGUUCCGGUAGCUCUUCCUCUUCCUCCUCUCCCUCGUCCGGAGCUUCAUCGUCGUCCUCCUCGUCGUCGAAUGCAGCGCACGCUUACUAGAAAGCGUACCGCCCCGCACCAGUCACGUAGACCCGUACACCAAAGCGAAGACGCAAACGUAGGCUAGCCUCCCCACCGGGAGUCGUACUUCGAGCCAUUUUUUCUUUCUUCUUAGUCAACAGCGACUCAAAAAGUGAAACAACCUUACCUGGAAGGUUUCGAACGAACAGUGGUACCGUCAAUGGUCCAUCGCCACUAUCCCGUGAUUGGACGACCGUAUUCCAAUCAGUUACUAUCGGAGGAACUGUGGCGAUGGUUGUUGACGAAGGGUCCACAAAAUUUGAGGAAACUCUGUGAACGCUGGUUGGCCUGUGGGAGGGUUCAUAGCUUAAGCCCUUUACAUUUUCUUUCCCAUCCCUGCGACCUAUUUAUUGUCUCCUAAUGCGAAACGUUAUUUAUUGAAUGAGGAAAUAAUAAUAAACAAAUCGACGAAAAUCUAUCAAAUCGAAAUUCUGAUAAGAUAUUGCAUAAA
Molecule: messenger RNA, 1720 nt
Organism: Anopheles arabiensis
Lineage: Eukaryota; Metazoa; Arthropoda; Insecta; Diptera; Culicidae
Gene: Osi20
Exons: 2
Coding region: 331-1248 (305 amino acids)
Source: RefSeq, a predicted model, not a curated record